AUGGAGACAGAAGAGAGGGAGGAUGCAUCGCAGAAACACGCAGCUAAUGUGAAGGCAGAGGCGGAGGAAGACGUGACGUCAUGCCACACCUGUGGGGUGUGCGGUCGAAGCUUUCCUCUCCUCAGCUCUCUGUCUCAGCACAUGAGACGACACACUCGGGAGAAGCCGUACAAGUGUCCCUACUGUGAGCACAGGACGGCUCAGAAGGGCAGUCUGAAGGCCCACAUUCGAAGCCAUAAACUGGGCCUGUUCAGCCACAACCUCAGCGACAAGCAGGGGGACGAAGAUCAAGGACAAAAAGAUGAUGCUGUUAUAGCUGAGCCUCCUGAAAUCAGCAGCACGUCUGAGAAGGCUCGUGUCAAUGGGAAGGUAAAGAAGAAAGGAACCAAGAAGAAAGUUAAGGGCAAAGACGGUAUCGAGGUCGGCGAUGGGGCCGAUGCCGGGUCUUUUUCCUGCACUAUUUGUGGCCAGGCGUUCCCUCAGGUAUUACUCCUUAAGUCCCACAUGAAAAGGCAUCGCGGCUCCCAGGAUCACGGUUGCCGGAUCUGUGGACGACGCUUCCGCCAAGCCUGGUUCCUCCAAAGUCAUAUGCGCAUCCACCGGGUCAAAGCCCAGCUGCGGGGCAGCAAAAGUAACGACCCUCCGGCCACCAUCAAUGGAGUUCCUCAGGACCCAGCAUCACUGAUCAAUGAAGAGUGCCUCUAUGAGCUCUGUGCAGGCUGUGGUAACUUCUUCUUUGACCGCAAGACCCUGAGGAUACAUGAAAAGCUGCAUAAACUGAACCAGAGCCGUGCUCAGAUGCAGAAUCCAGCACAGGAAGACCUGGAGGCCGCCGAGCUGCACAAUUCUAAGAAGCAUUUUUUCGACAGCCUGAACCUCACAUGUGCUGGACCUAAAGAAACUCCUGAGGAAAGGAGUCUGGGCAGGCGGAUUCCUGAGCUGGAUCCAGUUUGUAGUUACCAGGCAUGGCAGUUGGCCACAAGGGGACGACUGGUGGAGGCCACAGAGAAGUGUCUCGGGUGGGAGGAGAGACUAGCCGAUGCUGAGGUGGCUUAUGACACAGAAAAAGGCGAGUACGUACCCCUAAAGCAGGAGAAGAAGAGGAAGCAAAUUGAAUCCUCCAGCACCAGUGUAAAGAAGAAGAAGGCCGACACAGGCCUCGAUCAGACAUCAAACAGCUUGGCUCACACUAAAGGUGGCGACAAAAAGAUCUGCCAGAAGGACCGCAUCCUGUUGAAUGGACUGGGUCACGCGUUUUAUGAGGCACUGCAGACUAAGAAGGUCAAAGAUGUUCACUUCUCAUCAAAACACAGCAACAACAUCAGGAUCCAAGAGCAGGAAGAUAGAAAAAACUACUUCUGCGAGCACUGUGACUUCCACACUGUCGACGCCUCACUACUCAGGUCUCACCUGCACCGGCAGCACCAGGACUUCCUGGUUCCCUACAGCAAACAGAGCACCGUUUUGGACAGCGUUAGCAAAAGCGGUUCCAAAGCCUCAAGAUACAUGGACUACCUCAGGAGCAGGAGCGUGCUGCUCAGUCAGCCAUACUGGAAUCCCUACACGUGUCCUCCAAGCCAGGAGUUAGUUGAGUCGAACAUUAAAGUAGAAAAGUCAAACGGCACAGAGGUCAAAGGGCAGGGACACGCGACCGGUGACGCUGGCAGCCUCCUCAAUCUGUCUUCAUUACCCAUAACUGAAGGAGAUAGUACUGUGAAUUAUUCAGUGAAAACAGAGGGGCUCGUGAGACAUCAGUGUCCAUACUGCUCCCACACCACCAACUAUCCAGAGGUACUGUGGAUCCAUCAGCGAGUGGCGCACAGGGUGGACGGCAGCAGCUCUGUGGCACCCAAGUGGGCACCCUGCGUCAACAGCAUCAAGAGUUUGAAGGCAGGAGUUUCCCAGUGGAGACGCACAGGGCCGCCGCCGUUUCUCGAAGGCAAAGACUGCCCAGCUUUACCGGCUCCAAGAACGCAGCGCACACAGCCUCCAGGCGUCGCAGCCCCCAGCAGCAGCAGCAGCAGCAGCAGCAGCAGCAAACACUCAGCCUCCAAGACCCAGUCGGCCCCCCCAAAGUCCAAGCAUCCGUCGAAGGACUCGCGAUCUUCAGAUGGGACACAGUCCAGUGGAAAGGCCGGACUCCCAUCUCAGAAGAAGUCUGGUGAACAUAACCGAGCGGCGGAGGGUGGGAGUAAAGGCUCCAGCUCCAAGGCUACUUCAUCCAACAGUGUUGUGCACAGCAAGAGCCUCCCUAGUUUCCAGCCUACGAGCAGCCCCAAACACAGGGGCAGCAGAGCAACAGUGGAGGGAAGCUUCCCACAGGAGGGGUUAGGCUUUAUGCUGGCAAGAAAUCACGGCGGGACUUCUUCUAAUGUAGCUUCAGACAGACUCCAUUCCCGCAGGCAGUCGUACGACUUCGCUUCGGUUCCAAAGGGCCCCGAUCUGUGGGCGGCCAUGAACAUGUGGGGCCUGCAUGGAAGCAAAGCAUAUUUAGAUCCACUCCUUUUUGCUCAGGGAAAGAAUGAAUCAGCAGGAGAGAUGCCAAUGGACAUUGAUAUUUUCAGUCUCUUGAAAAAUUACAGUCCCCACGAACUGGCAGCUCUCUAUCAGCACUGGGGGUUUGUCGACCCCAGACUGGAUCCACAAGCAACGUUGCAGAUAAAUGGAACGUUUGGAAAUGAAGUCCAUUCCUCCUCUGAAGCUUCCAAACAGAUGAACAGCCGCAACACUUCAUCCUCAGGGUCUCUCCAUAAAGGAACGUGA
Messenger RNA from Stegastes partitus (bicolor damselfish), 2763 nucleotides. RefSeq names its product zinc finger protein 516-like. Gene Ontology annotation, molecular function: RNA polymerase II cis-regulatory region sequence-specific DNA binding; DNA-binding transcription factor activity, RNA polymerase II-specific. Gene Ontology annotation, cellular component: nucleus. Bases 1 to 2763 code for a protein of 920 amino acids. The record is from RefSeq and is a predicted model, not a curated record. Lineage: Eukaryota; Metazoa; Chordata; Actinopteri; Pomacentridae. The transcript has 4 exons. Gene Ontology annotation, biological process: regulation of DNA-templated transcription.